Punica granatum (pomegranate) is the source of this 835-nucleotide messenger RNA. The record is from RefSeq and is a predicted model, not a curated record. NCBI's taxonomy places the organism in Eukaryota, Viridiplantae, Streptophyta, Magnoliopsida, Myrtales, Lythraceae.
CCCCCAUUUCAACCGCUAAAGAAACAGAGGCCUUCGCGCCGGGACAGGUUCCUCCUCGUGAUCAUCUUCGGCGCUGUUCUUGGAUCGGCAGAGGGGCUUGUGCUCGAUAGAUCCCUCCGUGAUGGCCAGCAAUUUCAACAGAGCCGGUCCUUCGUACGGCGGCGCCUCUCCUUACAGAUCACAAGAGGGGCUUAGUACGAGGCCGGUUGGUGGUUCUGAUGAAAUUCAGCUGCAAAUCGAUCCGAUGCACGGGGACUUGGAUGAUGAGAUCGGCGGUCUUCGAAAUCAAGUCCGGCAGUUGAGAAACGUAGCACAAGAUAUACAUACGGAAGCAAAAUUUCAGAAUGAUUUUCUUAAUCAGCUGCAAAUGAUUAUGAUCAAAGCGGAAGCGGGAGUGAAGAACAAUGUCAGGAGGCUUAACAAGAGCAUUGUCCAGUAUGGCUCAAGGAAUGUUAUGCAUGUCAUUGCCUUCGCGUUACUGGUCUUCUUCAUUGUCUAUAUGUUGUCGAAAAUGUCUAGGAGAUGAGAUCUGUUGCCCUACCCCACAGAAGACUGAACAAACAAUGUUCAUAUGCUGCAUUCUCUAGCUCGUACAAUCGUAAACUUUAGACAUCAUAUGAUAUUUGAAGUGAAGUCGUUUUGCAGUAAGGCUUUGCUCUAAAUUCUAUUCGACAUUUGAUUCUUUUUGAUAGUGAAGGUGAGUAGAUUUCCAGUUUUUCGCCGAAUCUUUGCCCUUGGUGGUCAAUUGAACUACCAUUGUGCCUAAUAUGUGAAAGCUGCUGCGUCUGCAGACUGGUUGAUUUCAGCAUCAAUGGAUGGUGAGACAAUUUACUUA